UUACUUUGGGUCUUGACGGACGCUAUAAAUUCUGAUUACAUCCAAGACUUCUUGAGGACUGAACCUUUUGUUUUCGGAGCGUCGUUAAUUUAAUGAUUACCUUAACUGAUGUAAACGGGAUGGAAGCUACACAUUAUGCAUCUGACAAACAACCCCCUCCCCAACCCCAAUGUCUGAUUUCUCGGGUGGGGUUCCCGGGCUGUAUCUGCCGCUGCUUCGCCUCAAUCAUCCACCAGAACACGGCAAUGGUUGAUUAUACAUGUUCCGGGGCUGCUCUCGCGGUUCCGGGCUCCAUUAACAGCCUCGGAGCGCAUCGGCGGGGCUCGUAGCGGACGGAGCGCUACCCAGACUCUCCAGAUCGAGAGCAACAUUGUUUUUAUGUCAAGAUUCUAACAAUUACGACAUCUGUGCAGGUUUGAGUUUGUGAGAUAAAAGACCUUCUUCAGUCAUCAGCUAUUGGUUUGGGGGUCGUUCAGCGAUGGAGGGCCAGUGAGACGCUCACUUCAUGGCACAAAGGAAGAGACUUGGGGCGGGCAACAGCAUGGCCCCUGGGGACCUGUAUGCCCCAGGUCCAUGCCCCUGCCCCGCUCCUUACCCCAGCACCCCAACAGACCACACCCAGGAGGAGUAUGAGGAGCGGCAGGACCCUGAAGCCUCUGCCUACAGCGACCAUGAGGGGGCGCACUUGCCCAACAGCCGUUCAACCACUCCCACUGCUCCGGACCACGCCCACCCUGACUACCACGGGCGCAUGGACAGCCUUGACGGGGACUCCAGCUCGGACUACGUCAACAACACAUCAGAGGACGAUGAGGAAGACUAUGACGAAGGGUUGCCAGAAGAGGACGAGGGAGUGACCUACUACAUCCGCUACUGCCCAGAGGACGACAGCUACCUGGAGGGCGUGGACUGUAACGAGGGCAGCUACGAGUGCUCCAACAGCCGCAGCGAGCCGCCACCGGGUGCAGACGAGUGCCAGGAGGCGGUGGAGGAGUGGGCGGAAGGCGAAGGCAUCGGACACGGCGAGGUGCGCUGCGAGGUGCUGGAGCACGACUCGGACCCGCAGAUCUACGAUGGCAGACCCGAGCCUGUCCUGGACCACCACACGCACCCGCAAAGCCAUCAACGCCACCACCGCCAACGCCGCCGCUACCGCGUCCACCCCCCAGACCCUGAGCAGGACCUGCCUUCACCCCAAGUGCGUGAGAAGGAGCAGGAGGAGGAGGACAGGGAGGAGAGUGAGACCUACUGCCCAAACGAGAGGCACGAACCGGAAGAGGAGCAGGACAGAGAGGUCUACCCGGGCGACUACUAUGUCCCCGAGGACAACGGAAACGCCCCACUCUACAGAGGCCGCAAAGGUGUGGAGGGCGAGACGGGCGAGGAGACGGAGGAGGACAUCGAUCAGAUCGUAGCCGAAAUCAAGAUGAGCAUGAGCGUGGGUAGUCUCAGCAGUGGCACUGACCAGAGCCCAGAGGAGCUGACGACUGACCCGCCACCUGCCCGUCACCAGCCUGAGGCUCCGCCCAAGGCUGAACCCGCCCCCUACCCUCCGCCACACAGGCAUGACGGCAGGCCCAAGUCCCUCAAUAUCCCAUCUGCCUCUGGACACAACCCGCCCCUGCAGAAGGGCUCUAAGGGCCUGUCCCGCACCCCGGAGGAGAGGAGGAGGUGGACGCAGGAGCAGGCCAGAGAGCAGGUGUCUAACAGUGCAGAGCAUCCCAGAAAACAGCAGCGUUCUGAUCUCAACGGCCCUCUGGAGAACAACAACCUGCCGGAGCCGUCGAAGAAGGCCGCAUCCUUCCCCAGCUUUGUGGAUGUGCCUGGGCCCUGUGAGCCCGAGGACCUCAUCGAUGGGAUCAUCUUCGCUGCGAACUACCUGGGCUCCACCCAACUGCUUUCAGAGAGGAAUCCCUCCAAAAACAUCCGGAUGAUGCAGGCACAGGAAGCCGUAAGCCGAGUCAAGAGAGUUCAGAAGGCAGCCAAAAUCAAGAAAAAGGCGAGUUCAGAGGGGGACGUACAGACUCUGACAGAGGUGGACCUCUUCAUCUCCACCCAGAGGAUCAAAGUCCUUAACGCAGACUCACAGGAGACGAUGAUGGACAACGCCCUGCGCACCAUCUCGUACAUCGCCGACAUCGGAAACAUCGUGGUGCUAAUGGCUCGGAGGCGGAUGCCGCGCUCUGCCUCGCAGGACUGCAUCGAGACCACCGCCGGGGCACCGCAGGGCAAGAAACAGUACAAGAUGAUCUGCCAUGUGUUUGAGUCAGAGGAUGCCCAACUCAUCGCCCAGUCUAUCGGGCAGGCGUUCAGCGUGGCCUACCAAGAGUUCCUGCGGGCCAAUGGCAUCAACCCGGAGGACCUGAGCCAGAAGGAGUACAGCGACAUCAUCAACACACAGGAGAUGUACAACGACGACCUCAUCCACUUCUCUAACUCGGAGAACUGCAAGGAGCUGCAUCUGGAGAAGCAGAAGGGCGAGAUCCUCGGCGUCGUAAUAGUGGAGUCUGGCUGGGGCUCCAUCCUGCCCACCGUGAUCCUGGCAAACAUGAUGAAUGGAGGGCCGGCCGCGCGCUCAGGAAAGCUGAGCAUCGGAGACCAGAUCAUGUCCAUCAACAACACCAGUCUGGUGGGGCUACCCCUCGCCACCUGUCAGGGAAUCAUCAAGGGCCUGAAGAACCAGGUGCAUGUGAAGCUGAACAUCGUGAGCUGUCCGCCUGUGACCACAGUCCUUAUCAAGAGGCCUGAUCUCAAGUACCAGCUGGGCUUCAGCGUGCAGAACGGCAUUAUCUGCAGUCUGAUGCGGGGUGGGAUAGCCGAGCGGGGUGGUGUGCGAGUCGGCCAUCGAAUCAUCGAGAUCAACAGUCAAAGUGUGGUAGCCACAGCCCAUGAGAAGAUCGUACAAGCUCUGUCCAACUCCGUGGGAGAGAUCCAUAUGAAGACAAUGCCGGCGGCCAUGUUUAGACUCCUGACUGGACAGGAGACUCCUAUGUACAUAUGACUGAACGUGUCCCGGGUGGGGUAAGCAACUGGUCCACGCCCACUCUUGGGAGACGCAGCUCCAUCUAAGGAUCUUUGUUUCGUCAUCCUCCAGAUUCUCCGUCGUGGGUUUGUCUUUUGGUUUUUUUGCCUCCACAGAAAGUAACUCAUCACACUCUUGUUUUCUCCUGACACGUUCUUUAACGGUCAGCCAUUUGCUGAUGAUUCUGUGGGUUUUGUUUGUGCUGUGUGUACAUGCAGUGGGAGUUCUGUCAGAUGAUGACUAAUUGGAGCCAAUGCUUCAUGUUUUUUUUUCUUUCCUGUAUGCAAAUAAAAAGGGGAGCCACUGUAUAUUUAUUUCGGCUUCCCUUCUUGUUUCUUCGUAAUGAAUGCUAAUGUCUUGCUCCUGUUUGGACUGUGCUGGAGAGUUUGUGAUGUACAUAGCUACUCAUUCUGACACAUGACAGGAAUGGAAAAGCCAGGGUGAGAAGGCCACCCAUGUAAUGUCCAAAAAUAGCAAAACUGGAGGCUGUAUCAGAACUGUAUUGAGGGGAAAAGUUGUUCCAGAAAAAAAGAUACUGAGGUACGCAGCUUUUUAUUUUUAUUUUUUAAAACUACAACUCUCAUAACAGAAAAUAACACGGCUCUCUGUCCUAACUGUAGAUGCCGUCGUGACUGCUUGCAGCUACUUAGUUCGAUCUCAGUAGACUCUGCCAGGCUAGUUUUGUAAGCUACAACCAAAAUCUAACAAACAUACCCAUUUUUAUCAUUAAAAAAUGUAUCCUUUUAACAUUAUCUAUCUGCUGCCAGUAAUACUGGAUGUUCUCCUCGGAGAAUAUGCACCUGAAUUCCCAGCAAACUGCUGUUUGACCCCAAACCACUGCUAUACAACCAUAUUACACUACAAAAGAGUUGAGUUUUACAACAUGAGAUGCUACAUCUUGUUUUACGGAAUUAAAACCUCCUUCUUUUUUGGAAUGGGAACAACUUUCAAUUCCCUAUUAUCUUACAGUGAAUGUUGGUUUACUUCACUGAACACAUCGAGGGCUAUAUUUUACCAUCUGUAAAUAUGCUUAUCACUUCAAAUAGAGUAGCAGCAGUGGGGAAGGCUUUUCGGUGUUCUUUCUGAGGUGAAUGUCUCAUGCUGCCCAGUCAUCAGUUUAACAGAAAGAGACUCAAGCCCUGUAAAGAAGCACGACCUUGAGCCGAACUAGCUGAGAAUGGACCUCCUCCGCCCACUCCCUACCAGGUCUGUGCUACAGCUGCAGAAACCUCAACACGUGAGUAAUAAGUGACAUCGUUAGAUAUAGUGAUUGCUACUGUUACCUAACCUCAAUGCAAUAUAUGGCACAUUACAACAAAAAUAAUAACUUUUAUACAUCUUCACCAGAAUGUAAUGGUCUUAAGUCAGCAUAUCCUCGACUUUGAAAGAAAGAAGAAAGAAGUUUUAGAACCAGUGUACAUACGAAGUAACAACUAAUUGAAAGUAACAUUUUUGUAUUCUUAUUCAUCAUCAAAUUAAAGAUCGAGUUUUCUUUAUUUGGUGGGCAUUAAAUCAAGCAAAUCAUUUUAAGACUGCGGUUUUGUAACAUGGGAGCGUGCAAAUCUUUUGUAAUCAGCCAUAACUACAAGACAAUUAAUGGGUUUGUCCUACCCCAUCAAUAAUCAAAUAAAUAAACAAAAAAUGUAACUUGCUAUAAAUUUCUUUUAUUUCAAAGGCAUUCGAGUUGUAUGAGAUUCGAGAGGAUAUUUUUUAACGUGUGUUAUGUCCAUUUUUGUGUGUGCUCAACGGGAAACCCUUUCGAGUUGAUUGUGAAUGUAAAUGUGAUGUCAGUAGUGUGUUCAUUGCCUUGCGCAGUAUUAGAAUGUGUGUACAUAAAUGCAAACCUUGUUUAGUAUUGUGCCCAUGUAGGAAACCACUGACUCUGUUGACACCCCUUCUUCCCCCUCCCCCAUGUCGGGCCUCGGCUCUGAGAUAAUAAAUUCACACUGUGACCAGAAGCCUUACCCCAGAGUAAGAAACGCUUUUGAAAAUCUAAUAAAGGUUAAACGAGAAAAGCCAACCAAUCACAGAGAUAAUUACCUGUUUGCAUGCAGUCUAAAUGUCAUUAUACCAAAAAAAAAGGCAAAAGAAAUCAAAAAAUAAACAAAAAAUAAAGUGUAACAACCUC
Molecule: messenger RNA, 5150 nt
Organism: Electrophorus electricus (electric eel)
Lineage: Eukaryota; Metazoa; Chordata; Actinopteri; Gymnotiformes; Gymnotidae
Gene: apba2b
Product: amyloid beta (A4) precursor protein-binding, family A, member 2b
Biological process (GO): chemical synaptic transmission
Cellular component (GO): dendritic spine; plasma membrane; cytoplasm
Molecular function (GO): amyloid-beta binding; protein binding
Source: RefSeq, a predicted model, not a curated record